AUGCUGCGAGCCCGUUUGGGCGCGGUCGUUCUUGUGUGCUGUUGCUGUGUGCUGGUGGCAGGAGCAGCAGAGUCGGUGACGCAACAGCAGCAACAGCACCAACAGCACCAACAGCAUGAUGACGCAUGUGCUGCCGCACGCCAUCAGCUUCAGAGCGUCAUGCGCAUGCAGCAGCCCACGCACUCACACUGGCUGUGGACCACUUCUGCGGCACACCUCACCCCGUCGUCAAUCGCCUUCGCAGAGCUGACACAACAACAACAACAACAACAACAACAACAACAACAACAACAACAACAACAACAACAACAACAACAACAACAACAACAACAACAACAACAACAACAACAACAACAACAACAACAACAACAACAACAACAACAACACCGCCAUCGUCGCUUCCGCCGUUCAGUGGAGGAACCGGCCCGCCGCAGCCGACCCAUGAUCGUCGUGUUCAAUCUCCGCAACCCAGAGCCCGCAGUCAUCAGCCGGCCACCCACCAGCACCGCCGCGGCUGCGCUGCAGGGCAUCGUGGCCGCAUACGAGCCAGCCUGGCUCCUCUUCCGCGGCACCGUCUACGCGGACGAUCUCAGAUGGGUGAUGGACAGCGCCGACUGGUCCAGCGUCACCACCCUCACAAUCCAGGGCCUCGUAGCCAUCACCUUCAACCCGGCCAUCCUCGCCUCCGCCGCCAACCUCAACACCCUCGUCCUCAGCAACAACCAGCUCUUCACCAUCCAGGCCGGCGCACACCCGCUGUCCAAGCUGGAGGUGUUGGAUGCACGCAACAACAGCCUGGUCGCCUUCCCGCCAGGCAUGUUGCAGGGCAUGCGGCAGCUGCGCGUGCUCAACCUCACCGACAACUUCAUCACCGCCGUCCCUGCACACGCGUUUGCAGACACACCGCAGCUGCAAGGGCUUGGCCUCCGCUCCAACCAGAUUGCAGCCAUCGACGCAACGGCAUUCCACGCCCUCACGGGGCUCUCCCUGCUCGAGCUCAACCGCAACCACAUCACCAGCCUGCACCCGACCAUCUUCGCCACGCAGCGCAACCUCACGCGCCUCUACCUCGAAGACAACGACCUCACUUCCCUCCCGGCAGGGCUGCUCACCGCCGCCACCAGCCUGCGCAUCCUCGGCUUUGACCGCAACCCGCUCGUCGCCGUGCCACCGCACCUUCUUGAUGCGUGCCGAAUCCUGAAACGCGUCACCUUCUUCGACACGCGCCUGACUUCGCUGCCCACGGCGCUGUUCCGCCCCCUGCCCGCCCUCCACUACAUCAGCGUGAGCGGCAACCCGUUUGGCACGCUGCACGUGGACACGUUCAGGGGCCUAUCCACGCUGCGCAGCCUCUACCUGAACCGCAACCGGCUGACGUCACUGCCACGUGGCAUCCUGCGCGAUCUGACGUCACUCGAAAACUUGGGUCUGGGCCGCAACGCCCUCACAGCCGUGCCAGAUGACCUGGUUGCGUCGACGACGCGUUUGCGGCUGCUCACGCUCAGCUUCAACCGCCUCACAGCCCUACCCGCCACCUUCUUUCACAACAAGCCAAACCUCUUUGCCGCGUACCUUGGCGACAACCAACUCACCCACCUUCCCCUGCAAGGCGCCGUGCUUCCCAACCUCACCCUCCUUGACGUCAAUCACAACCCCAUUACCACUCUGCCUGACGUCACGACCGCACCCAACCUGCAGACGCUGCGCAUGCGCGAUCACGCCAUCCCAACCAUCGACGUGCUCUCCAUUUUGGCACUGCGGGACCUGCGGCGCGUGGAAAUUUCAGCGCCAGUCGGCCCACGCGGCCGCGUGCUCUCCAGAGUCGUGUUUGACCCACAGCAGCAUAGUGAAAGUAAGCGAAACAGCAGUGCUGCUAGUGCUGCUAGUGCUGCUAGUGCUGCUAGUGCUGCUAGUGCUGCUAGUGCUGCUAGUGCUGCUAGUGCUGGUAAUGUUAUCCGUGCUGCUGCUCCUGCCACUGCUCCUGCUGCUGCUGCCAGUGCCCACGGCAGGCAGCGCCGUGAUCACCCGGCUGACAACCACAACCACGGUGCAGCAACUGGUACAUCGCCCAUCACCGCCCCGCCCCACCUGAGUGACGUGGACCUGACAAACGUCGCGCUGCCCCCGGCGUUUGUGCAGUUCAGCGCGCAGCAGAACCUGCGACUGCACCGCCUUCGCCUCGGGUGGCCUGGCAUGACAGACGUCACGGCACCCCUCAUCGUGCUCUGCAAGCUGCUGGCUGAGGACGUGGGCGAGCUUGGGCUCUUCAACACCGGGUACACGCGCAUGGAACUGUGCCCUGGAAAACGCUUCCACACUCUCUCUCUGCAGGACAACGCCCACCUGCUUGAGCUGUCUGCUCCACACAGCCUCGCCUCCCUCAACGUCUCUGGCUGCGUGAAGCUGGAGCGUAUGCACGUGCUCUCCGUGGAUGUGCUGGACAUCAGCCAGACACGCCUCCCCCUUCGCCCGCCACUGUGCACGGCGUGGGGAUCACGUGUGCUCGUUGCGCAACGCGUACGCCGCUCCACCGCCGUCAGCGCCGUGGACAUUGGCGCCCUCAUCUCCACGUGUCUCGCCAGGCUGAACCUGCUUGAUCUAUCAGAGAACGGGUGGCUGCGGCGCAUCGAACUUGUUGAAACGCAGCCCGUUGUCGUCAGCCCGCGGUCGUUCUGGACAGAGGACUUGGCAGACCUGCUCCAGAGCAGCGAGCGCAUCCCAAUCCUGCUCAUCAACCACGGCUCCGUCGAUUGCACGCUGCACCUGGGCAGCGCAGAGGUGCGCGAUGUUGUUGACACAACCGUCAUCACGCGGGAGCUGACAUACGACUUCCGCUGCCGCUGCUCGUCGCAGUUCACGCAGCGCAACGGUGCGUGCGUACCCGACAGACUUUCCUCCUCUGCCAUUGCGGGCAUCGUGCUUGCAUGCACGGCCCUGCUCGUAAUUGCGAUGGCCCUGGUCUACAGGCACUACCGCCGCCGCCGCAGAGGGCUGGAGGUGGAGAACGAGCUCAACAGACAGCUGCUGAGCGAGAAGGAGGAGGAGGUGAUUGCGCUGAAGAAGGCGUGGGAGAUUGGCUAUGAUGAGUUGACGCUGCUGCACCGCAUUGAUGCCGGGUCCGAGGGCGCGUUUGGAGAGGUGUGGCAGGCGCGCUGGGAGACGCUCACGGUUGCCGUGAAAAUCCUUCGUGAGAACGUGACGCUGUUUGACCCAACAACGGUGCUGGAGUUUGAGAAAGAGGUGGAGUUUCUGCAGCGCACACGGCACCCGCACGUGGUGCGGUUCUUUGGCGCAGGCACAGACCCCAACGGCAGCCCGUUCCUGGUGCUGGAGUAUGUGGCGAUGGGAUCGCUGCGCCAGUUGCUUGCACGCAACAUGUGCGACCAGGUGGUGUGGGACUUGAAACUGCAGCUCCUUCGUGAUGUGGCCAAUGGCAUGGCAUUUAUCCACAGCCUCGGCCAGUUGCACAGAGACCUGAAGAGCGGCAACGUGCUCGUCACGCCGGGACUUCGAGCGAAGAUCACAGACUUUGGGUCCAUUCGUGCUGUGCUCGGCAAGCCAUCAGCAGCAACGUCAACCACAAUCCCUCCGUUGUCGUCGCCAUCAUCAUCGCCAUCAUCGGCACUCACUGGCGCAGGCACGCGUGGUGUUCGGUCCACGUCGCUCCGUCGCAUCAGCGUCGACACACAGUACUCACAGGAGUUGAGCGGGACAACACUGCACCUCGACAUGACGGCUGCGAUUGGCACGCCAAUGUACAUGGCACCAGAGGCACUCAUGGGCCACAAGUACAGCUUUGAGGCGGACGUGUUCAGCUUUGGCGUGCUGAUGUGGGAGGUGGCGACCCAGCGACCACCGGACUUGAUCGAGCAGGAAUUGGGCGAUGAUUAUUGCGGGUCGCUCCUUGACACGAUGCGACAACUCCUGGCAGCAGGCAAACGCCUCAAGUUUGCCGACAGCGACGUUGUGCCUGCAUGGUACCAGCGCCUCACGCGUGCGUGUGUGCAUCAGGUGCCAACGCUUCGCCCGCCCUUCACGCAAGUCGAAGCAAAACUCAUUGCGCACCCCAGCGCUCACGAUGACGCCGAUGAUGAUGCCGAUGCGUGA
Salpingoeca rosetta is the source of this 4107-nucleotide messenger RNA. Its product is annotated as TKL protein kinase. The coding region runs from base 1 to 4107 and encodes 1368 amino acids. The record is from RefSeq and is a predicted model, not a curated record. Gene Ontology annotation, biological process: protein phosphorylation. Gene Ontology annotation, molecular function: ATP binding; protein kinase activity; protein binding. The transcript is spliced from 6 exons. NCBI's taxonomy places the organism in Eukaryota, Choanoflagellata, Craspedida, Salpingoecidae.